This is a messenger RNA of Moneuplotes crassus, 784 nucleotides long. NCBI's taxonomy places the organism in Eukaryota, Ciliophora, Spirotrichea, Euplotida, Euplotidae. The record is from the annotation of a GenBank genome assembly.
UAUGGAAUCGUCUCGGCAGGAGAACAACCAAAAGGACUGAAACAGCAAAAAUAUAUUGAAAGAACAAGUUAUAAUGAACCGAUAUAAUAGUUUAGCCCUACAGAUGUCUCAGAGUAUGGAGGUUUUUCUUGGAAGAGCUAAAUGAUGUAGUCAAGCAAGAAUAUCAGUGAAUACUCCUGCAAAAGCUCUAGUUCUGAGUUUUGACAAGACACCCAGAAAAUAUGGUUCGAUAUCUUUUCCAGCAAAUGUGAUCGAUUUUCAAUGAAUAUUUAUUCUCAAAGGGAGGAAAGAAAAGUUAGAAUAUGCUCUUCGUAAAUGUACAAGAAAGAUAAACAAGCUAACCAUUAUGUCUAUAAAUAAAAGAGAUUUUAGCUCAAAAUUAGAUGUGCAUACCUUCUUUAAAAUCCUUCCUUAUGUGCAGAAGGAAAUCAAAUUGGAUAGAUACAGAAUCAAUUAUCAAAAUCUAUCGAAAAUAAUGCUUGCAAACAGCAGUGAUUACGCCUUACACCUGUCUAGAUGAACCAUAAUCGCUAGUAAAAAGCCGCCUAAAUACACUACAAAAACCGGCCUCAGCAGCCUGACCCUCAGCACCUGCACCACAAAAACUCAACACUCCCUCCUUCCCUCUUCCCCAGAAGUAGACUUCCUCCUGACUCUCAUCUCAAAAACCCCGCUGAACCGGUCCCUCCUAGCCUUCUCAAUUUCAAGAUUUUCAAAGAAGAAAGUAGACUUUUUGCUAAAGAAGUAUGACCUCAGUCAUAUCCAAGGCUAUAGUAUUCUUUAA